Mercurialis annua (annual mercury) is the source of this 1790-nucleotide messenger RNA. RefSeq lists its product as uncharacterized. Lineage: Eukaryota; Viridiplantae; Streptophyta; Magnoliopsida; Malpighiales; Euphorbiaceae. The record is from RefSeq and is a predicted model, not a curated record. The transcript has 2 exons. Bases 297 to 1643 code for a protein of 448 amino acids.
UUUUUUCUUUAGGUAAAUAAUUUUGUAUUUAAAGGAAAAGAAAACGUGAAAAUCAUGUUUAGGAUUGCAUGAGUAUCAAUUAAAAGAGCCGUUAGCUUCCCGCCAAGGCAACAGAGAAGUAACCGAUUUUUAAACUGCCCAAACGGUUCCUGACAAUAUAAUAUGAACAAGUAAUGAAUAUAUGCUUUUCUCAUAUUUUCAUUUUCUUUCUUAAAAUUUCUCCAACUGUUUUCCCAAUUCCCCAUUUCAAUUUCUAGCAACAAUUAAAGAAAAACAAACAAAUACAGAGAGUUAUUAUGGAGCUAGAAUUAGGUCUAAAGAUCACACACAGCAGAGAUGAUCAUAUCACUUCUCAGGCCGAUCUUCGGAUUGCUAAAGAUUACAACGGUCCUCUCUUCCUCUCUACAGAAACUGAAACAAUGUUUUUUCUUAUUGUUUAUCUCAAAGGUUUUAGAAGAGAGAAUAUUGAUAUCGAUAUCAAUAAAGACGGGAAUCGAAUUGCGAUUAGUGGGAAGAGGGUGGUUCAGGAGAUGGUGUUGUCAGGUUGGAUUAUGCACAAGAAAGAUGUUGAGUUAAGGGCGUUCAAGAAAGUUUUUAGAAUUCCUGAUGGGAUCAUUUUGGAUCGAAUCAAGGCGAAAUUCAACGAUCAAGAAUCGAGUUUGAAGAUUAUCAUGCCGAAGUUGGUGAAAGGAAUGACCGGCUUUGAGAUUCAAGAAGUGACGGACGAGGAGGAGGUAACUCAGAGUGAGCCUGACAAGCUUCCUCAAGGGGAACAUAGAGAGCCUGAAAUUGAGGAAGUUAUGCAGAACGAAGUUGAAAGUACGGAACCUGAAAUCCUAAGAGUUUCAGAAUAUAGGGAUUCGACAGAACCUGAGAUUGAAAGAACAGGAGAAAGUGAUCAGAUAAUGAAGCAGGCUGAUCAGACAAGAAAAGAGGAAGCUGAAGUGUUUCGUGACGAUAGUAAAGGGAUGAUGAUUCAGGAUAAAUCCGAAGAUUCGACAACUGAAAACAUGUCUGCCGCUGAAGCAGAGUCUGAAAAACCACAAAUUCAGGAAAGAGAAGAAUCAGAAGCCGUUUCUGAGAAUAUGAUUGCAGCCACGGAAUCUAAGGAAGUCGAACAGGAGAAAAAAAUCAAGCAGACAGCGGAAAGUAAUCUAAUUGCAGACGGAGAAUCUCCAGAGUCAGGGAUUGUAAGAGAAGAUCAAAUUGAAGAACAAAUCAGCGCACAAGAAACCACAGAAACGACAGAAUCUGUCAGUGAUAAACAACUACCAACUGAAUCUGAAGAACAAGCAGUAACAGAAGUGAGAAAAGAAUUGCAAAAUCAAGAACCUGAAAGAAAAGGUGAAGAAUCCGAAACAGCCAAACCUGAUAAAGAAAGAAAUCAAGCGCAGGCAACAGAACAGUUAAAGAAAGAUGAAGGCAGUAUCAGUGAAGAACAAAGUCGCGAAGAAGGAGAAAUCCAGGAAGAAUGUCCAGAAUUAAUAGAAAAACAGAAAGAAGCGGAUGAAGAAGAAAAUAAAAUAAAGAAUAAUGAUCCGAAAGGAUAUAAGCUACGUCCUCCAUAUGUAGUGGCAGGUUCAGUAAUACUUGUCUCCCUUAUAGUGCUUGUCAUCAGUUUGCUUCGAGGUAGAAGAAGAUGAUAGAAUGUAUAUAUUUCCUUAUUGGUUUGGUUUGGUAUGACAGAAAACAAUAAAAUUCAGUCCGUUAUUCAGGAUAUUUGUUGUUCAUCUAACAAUUACAGCUACAAAAGCAUAUGAAAUGAAAUUAUUAUACUUUUUGUAUUUCAG